AUGAGGUCUAUUUACUUUGUCAUAGGCGCGACCGGCAGUGGUAAGUCACUAGCAGCAGUUCGAGUUGCUAAGACCCUUCAGCUCAGGUGUGGCUGUAACAAUGUGGUAAUAUUGAACUGUGACGUUAUGCAGUUUUACGCCGGUCUUCCCAUUGUGACGAACAAGAUAUCAUCGGAGGAAAUGGAUGGGAUUCCUCACUGCUUUAUGAGUUUCCUUUCUCCCGAGGGCAAUAAAAUUCGCGACCCAACGUUGGCAUUCGGAGGUUGUGACCGUGAAGCAUUUUCUGAACAGGGUUGUAAGUCUGCAAAUGAUGCGUAUAAUAUUCAUUCAUUCGUUCGCGAUGCUGUAAGUUAUAUCGAAAGCUUUUUGUCAACUCAUUCUCCUGCAGCGGUGGUCGUUUGCGGUGGAACGUGCUAUUACGUCCAGUCACUGCUUUUCGACAAUCUUUUAACUGUAGAAGAUACUCAUGUGUCGGGGUGUCUGGACACAACUGGCGGGUGCGCAGAACACACCGAAUUGAAUGAUGGGAAUUCUCUUUGGGACCAACUGAAGGAUAUUGACCCGGACAUUGCUGCUCGAUACCAUCCCAACGACAUCAGACGGAUUCGGCGCCUCGUCGACAUAUACAAAAGGACCAAUAGGAUACCAUCCGAUGUUUAUAACUCCAGGGAGAAGCCGCGACUUCGAUUUUGUCCCAGUACGUGCUUCAUAUUGUGGACACACAUUGAACUUGAAAAGCUUAGGCCAAAACUCAACGCACGUAUAGAUGUGAUGGUCGAAAAAGGGAUCAUUGAGGAAUGCCGCAAAUUUGCUCAGCGGCAUAAAGAGGACGUUUUUACGCUACCCCUAGGGAAAGCCAUAGGUUUUAAAGAAAUUGUUUCGUCCUUUGACAUGUCGGGAAGUGAAGUUCAACUAAAGGGCGAACGCGAAGUUUCAGAGUCGCUGGAUCUUCUGAAAGUGAACACCAACCGAUACGCACGGCAGCAGUGCCAGUGGAUAAAAAACCGCUUUCUUGGUCGUCUUCGCGAGCUGUUUGCUACUGUAAAUCUGGAGGAAAACUUUGUUGCAGUUGACGCCUCUGCGAGUCCUUCCGAUUUUCUUCGGCAAGUUGAAGUUGCCGUUUUGUUUUUCACCAAACGGACGUGCGACAAUGUCGCUGGGUUGUUUUUUCCAUUGAAAAAAGAUGUGUCAAUACCAUCCCCGGUUCGGCACGAGUGGUGUGGCGUCUGCAACGUCUUUUAUACCGAUGGGAGGGGGAGAAUCUCACAUCUGCAUUCGAAACGACACAGGGGUGCCCUAAGGCACGAGGCGUUGGUGAAGGAGCAAGCUGAGAAGUUUGGUCGGAUAAUUCCUUCUAAGAGAGUUAAGCGGUCGUAA
Messenger RNA from Trypanosoma brucei brucei TREU927, 1377 nucleotides. RefSeq names its product tRNA isopentenyltransferase, putative. The record is from RefSeq and is a predicted model, not a curated record. Gene Ontology annotation, biological process: tRNA modification. Bases 1 to 1377 code for a protein of 458 amino acids. Gene Ontology annotation, molecular function: tRNA dimethylallyltransferase activity. Gene Ontology annotation, cellular component: mitochondrion. NCBI's taxonomy places the organism in Eukaryota, Euglenozoa, Kinetoplastea, Trypanosomatida, Trypanosomatidae. The transcript has a single exon.